CUCCAACAAAGAAAACUAUUUUUGCUUAUCAAAAUUUAAAAAACCCCUUAAUUUUGGACCAUAAUCUUUGAACUGGGAGUGUCCACUUAAUAAGAUCUCACCCUUUUUUGUUAAAUUUAAUCAAAAGAUACAACUUGGGGGAUGAUGGGUUUGCUCACCAUGAAUUGUUCAUGGGUUUCUAAAGCUGGAGGAACUCUAUCUACAUUCAACCUCAGCUAUGGUAGGAAAUUACGCGUUCACUACAGUUCCCCGAUUUUGUUACCUGCAGAGUCAUGCAAUAAACUUAGAGCCAGGACUCGAGUAUUUGCAAGCAAGAAAUCCACUAAGAAGUUCCGAAGAAAAGGGGACGCCCAAAAGAAUGCAACUGCACUCCCUGAUAAUGCUAAUGCAUCUGAUAGAGCUGGAUCUGAAGAUGAGUCGAUGUCAAAAGAUGCUUCUGUUCAAGACAAUAGUAUGAUGUCUACUGAUAAUCUGGACUCGACAAUGUCAACUUCCUUACCUUCCAGGACUUCUGUUCUUCAGGCUUGCACUUCAACUUCUAUUUUGAUAGCUGCUCUAGGAGUGACCAUACGACAGCUUUCUCAUGUUGCAUCAAUGGAAGGAUGGCCUAUUGCCGACUGCUCUACGGACAUAUCAUUUGGUUUCCAGAUGUGGCAUAUUGAGUUAAUUACAGGGCUGGUUGUAUUGGUAUCAUCAUGCCGGUAUUUGCUAUUGCAGACAUGGCCUGAUUUUGCUGAGUCAAGUGAAGCAGCCAAUCAACAGGUUCUUUCUUCACUGCAGCCUUUAGAUUACUUGGCUGUAGCUUCACUGUCAGGAUUUAGUGAGGAACUUCUUUUCCGCGGUACAAUGCUUCCACUUAUAGGAGUCAACUGGAAGAGUGCGUUAAUAGUUGGAAUCAUUUUUGGAGUCCUGCACCUGGGCAGUGGCCGAAAAUAUUCUUUUGCAGUCUGCAUUUGUUGGAUUUGCCUAUGGUUAUGCUACAAUUUUGUCCUCCAGCAUCAUCGUUCCCAUGGCUUCACACGCAGCAAACAACUUAGUAGGAGGCAUCAUAUGGCGCUACACAUCAAAGUCACCAAAAUAAACGAGGGAUAUCCUAAUACUGACACCUUCGGUUACAACCAAACCAAAUAUACUCGAUAUGUCUCACUGGUCAUCAAUAAAGUCCAGUAUAUGUGAAGUUCAUAAUUUUGGGCAUCUGGGUCAUAUAUGUUGCACAUCAGAAUCCUCUAUUUCAAAAAUUAAAUUUUCAGCCACAGAGGUGAUUUUAAUUAACACCUAUGCUCUAGAUUUUCUGUUUAUGCACAAAAUGUGGGUAAUGUGAAGCAAAGACAACUGCAUUAUAUACUACAACGGUUAAGUUAUGAUAUGGCCAUGGGUCAUGUGAAUUCUUGGUCUUUAAUUAAUUGUAAACACUCUGCAAACAAUUCUAUAUUUCAA
This is a messenger RNA of Daucus carota subsp. sativus, 1437 nucleotides long. RefSeq lists its product as uncharacterized. Gene Ontology annotation, biological process: CAAX-box protein processing. The record is from RefSeq and is a predicted model, not a curated record. Gene Ontology annotation, cellular component: membrane. Gene Ontology annotation, molecular function: metalloendopeptidase activity. Lineage: Eukaryota; Viridiplantae; Streptophyta; Magnoliopsida; Apiales; Apiaceae. Bases 142 to 1176 code for a protein of 344 amino acids. The transcript has 8 exons.